Molecule: messenger RNA, 1560 nt
Organism: Ogataea haglerorum
Lineage: Eukaryota; Fungi; Ascomycota; Pichiomycetes; Pichiales; Pichiaceae
Exons: 1
Coding region: 1-1560 (519 amino acids)
Biological process (GO): nucleocytoplasmic transport
Cellular component (GO): nuclear pore
Molecular function (GO): structural constituent of nuclear pore
Source: RefSeq, a predicted model, not a curated record
AUGUUUGGCAGCACAGCAGGCUCCUCCUCUUUCGGAGGCUCGAACGCUUCGAAGCCUGCGUUCUCCUUUGGGAAUACGCAAAAUAAUGCUCAGGCUGGAUCACAGCCCAACUCGACGGGUGCUCUGUUUGGUGCCAAUAACAACAAUAGUGCAAACUCCACAAACCUCUUUGGAGCCAAUUCGAAUACAAACAACGCGUCAACGGGAUUCGGAAGCGCAAACACCUCCAACUCUGGAGGAUUGUUUGGAAAUAACACCACCUCGGGCGGAUUAUUCGGUCAAAACAAUGCUUCUACCGCACCAAAGCCAGCAUUCUCGUUUGGUAAUAAUCCAAACAAUACCAAUCAAACAGGAGCCUCCGCAAACACAGGCUUCUCUUUUGGUGGAGCUACAAAUACUCAAAAUAAUACGCAAACUGGCACCCAAUCUGGCACCCAAUCUGGAAGUCUUUUCGGAUCCUCCAGCACUCCUGCUCCUUCCACCAAUACUGGAUUCUCUUUCGGAGGUGCCAACAAUGCAACCAAUAAUACAUCGAGUACUUCCACCGGUCUAUUUGGAAACAAACCCGGAGGCCUAUUCGGACAACCUUCACAGUCUAGCGGUACAGGCUCUUCUCUCUUCGGAGGAAAUCAGCAACCAGGCUCAGGUGGACUUCUGGGAAAUCAACAAAACACUACCGGCACAUCUGGAAGCCUUUUUGGCAACCAACAAAACAGCAGUUCAGGAGGCACAACCAGUUUUUUGAGCAACCAACAAAAUACAUCAGGAACGUCUGGAGCAUUAUUUGGCAACCAGCAACAAAAUACAAAUCUCAGUCAGUCCGAAUUGCCUCCGCUAAAUCCUAUGACCAAAGUGAGCGAUCUGCCGGAGGCUUUUCAAAAAGAGCUGGAGCAGCUGGAUCAGUAUAUUCAGACUCAAGUGGCUAUCGCAGAGCGACUGAAGAACGACGAGGAUGAACACAAAGAACUCAUCAAUAGCAUUCCAAGAGACAUUGAUUUCCUUGAAAAACGCUACUUUUCUACUAACCAGGCCCUUAAUAGCGACCUGAAGUUCGUGGAAAGCUUCAAGAACAAGACGCUUGAAAACUUCGACAACUGGGUAGAGAAGUUAAUCAAAGUCUACUUGCAGCUGACCAAUCCAAUGAUUCUGGGAAUGUCCAACAAUGAGCAAGCAAAAUCUGCAGAUGGCACCGUGACGCAAAUAAUUGGAGUCAAGGGAGUCAGGACGGCGGGCCUUUUGCAAUCCCAGACUUCCAAAUCACAACAACUAGACAAAGACUCUCAUGUGAAUGUUCCUCAGAUUCUCAAUAGCUACUAUAGUGCCAAAAUUGAAGAGUUCAGGCAAAACAUUGACAAGUACCAGUUGAUUCUGCAAGAGGUAGAAAACUCAAUUAGCGAUCUAGACAAGGUUUCGUUAAGCGGAGGCCCAGCCACUGGUUCAUAUGGACUCGAUAUGAUUGUCAGCACAUUGAAAGAAGAAUUCCAGCUCUACGUGGAGCUAGCCAAUGAGUUUGCAGAAGUUCACCACCAGGUUAAAAGGCUCGAUGACGGGUCAAUAUAG